GAAGUCCGUUCAUCGGUGUUCUAGUUUUCAUCGAUUUACGAUCACCAUUGAAGAACCUUUUGGCAAGAUGUCGAGCUUCGGGAGGAAGCGGAAGAUCUUGACGGCCUCCUUGGGGAUGCUUGCGCGGCCGUAACCGUCGAUGAAGGUGGCGGCGAACAUGUCCUCGUCUGGCCGGAGGCGAUCGGGCAUGUCGUCGAGGAGGAUGCAGAGAGCGUGGUUGAGCAUGGAGUUGUGGACGAGGGACCGGACGGAGAUCUGGAGCCGAGUAGUCCAUGGUCGGCGAGCCAUCAUGUGGCAGAUGAUCUCGUGGAGCUCGAUCUAUUUGCUGCCUUGUCGUCGCUUUUUUGCUCGCCGACGACUACCCGCGACCGUGAUCCUCAACUUUCCAAGACUUCCUCAGCCAUUUGGACCCAAAAACUUACCCGUACUAUGAUUCAACAUUGAAAAGGGGCCCAGAGGGAGACUGCCACAUCCAUUGUUGAUGAACUGCACCUUCUAAAUCACGAUUUGAGUCACCAUUCCUCCAAGCUCAGUGCUAGUCGGCAAGGUCGUGACUCAGGCCGGGAUUUAAGUGGUGCUCUUCGCCGUAACCUUUUGGCGUUCGUGAUCUCUUUAAUAAUAUUUCUCGUGUCUUACUUUUCAUUUUUAAUAAUUACUUUAUCCUUUUAUUUAUCUUGGCGCUGCCGAUCGUCUCUUUCUCCUCCCUUCGGAGCUCGAAUCGAUCGAUUCCUUUCGAACAUUGUAGUUCUGAUAGGGAUUCCUCUCGAGAUUGUUCCCUCUCUGCCAGAAUUGGAUCUCUUGUCUGUGUUCGGUGACAGAUCUCGGUCGUCGGAGUUUCGAAUCGCACGAUUUCGAGGCGGCAGCGGCCGCGAGUGAUGAGGUGGUGUGAUUCCUCCGAGCUGACGCCUUAGAUCUUGCUCGGGUUCGGCUGAUCUCAGGGUUGGUGGCGGGGCAGAUGUUCGUGAGCCGGCCGACGGUGCACCCCGUGGAGGCACCGCCCCUCACGGAUGCGGCUGAGAACCCGCUCAGGGUGAGGAUGAAGGACGUACAGGGGAUGCCGGGGACGCACGGAGGUCUGGCGCUUCGUCUCCUCCAGUUCGCGUUUGCGGUCGCGGCUCUCGGCGUCAUGGUCUCCACCAACGAUUUCCCAUCUGUAACUGCCUUCUGCUAUCUGGUUGCAGUGACCAUCUUACAGAGCCUUUGGAGCAUCUCUUUGGCCGUGCUUGACUUAUAUGCUAUUCUUGUUAAACGCUCCUUGCAGAACCCUAAAGCUCUCUGUUUCUUUACUAUCGGUGAUGGGAUCACAUCUACACUGACAUUUGCUGCAGCUUGUGCAUCUGCCGGCAUUACAGUCCUGAUCGGUAAUGAUCUAAACCUAUGCUCACAGAACCACUGCACGAGCUUUGAGACUGCCACAGCCAUGGCCUUCAUCAGUUGGUUUGCAGUCUCUCCAUCAUUCCUCUUGAACUUUUGGUCGUUGGCAUCUAGAUGAAGAAUAAGAAUGCAACCUUCCUGUGUGAUUUCUUGCGUCUUAAGUCUCUUUUUCUGUUUAUAGUAUGAUGCCACACUGAUAGAACAGAUCAAAUAUAUGAGUUUAGUGUACUCUCGAAGGGUUGCUUCAUGGACGUUUGCAUUUUUGCGUCUCGGCCGUGUACCUGAGUGUGGUUUUUGAACUUGGUCAUAUAUUUAAGGUCAUGUUGCCUGUCUGCACUUGCUUAAUCGAUGAUGAUUCUUUUUCGAUA
This is a messenger RNA of Zingiber officinale, 1742 nucleotides long. RefSeq names its product CASP-like protein 5A1. Lineage: Eukaryota; Viridiplantae; Streptophyta; Magnoliopsida; Zingiberales; Zingiberaceae. The record is from RefSeq and is a predicted model, not a curated record. The transcript is spliced from 3 exons. Gene Ontology annotation, cellular component: membrane. Bases 956 to 1492 code for a protein of 178 amino acids.